AUUAAUACGGAGCCCACUCCCACGUAAUUAGCUGAUAAACUAAGCCCAACCCAUAGAACAACCCUCAGCCCGAUUUAAAAACAAAAGGUUUGGUUUUCCUCUCCACAUCUUCUUCGAUCUUCGUCACCGCGAAAGCAAGAGGGAUCAGUUUUCUCGACCCUGAACUGUUGGUUGAGCAACUUACCGAAAAGGGAGAACUAACUUUGAGCAGAGAAAAUGUCUUUGGGCAAUGGAAUGAAGUCAUGUGCAAAGCUGCUGAAGUCUUCAGAACCAUUGUUGGUGAAAUCAGCUAAUCGAGGGUUUCACUCAACUGGUGUGAAGAGAAUGGGAGGACAUGCUCACGGGCAUGAUGAACCAUAUUAUUUGCACGCAAAGCAUAUGUACAAUUUGGAUAGGAUGAAAUAUCAAAAGUUGACUAUGACGCUUGGAGUUUUAACUGCAUUCAGCAUUGGCGUGGGUGUUCCAAUCUAUGCAGUCGUCUUUCAGCAGAAGAAGACAGCCUCUGCAUGAUUGACCAAACGAAUGCAUGUGCCAUUUUAGCAUCCUCUAUUGGUCUUGUUCGUUUUCUUAACGUUGCAUAAACCCAACCCUCGUGUCAAAAUGCACAGAAACUCGGAACGUGGAUUCUGAUUUUGGCAAUAAGUCUUUUCAUCAACAUCCCAUUAUUCGACAUUUUUGUUCCAUUCUCUUUUAAACAUGAAAGAUAUUUAAUCGUUUGAAUAUCAUCAUCCAUCCCUGCUUCUGCUUUUA
Molecule: messenger RNA, 750 nt
Organism: Cucumis melo (muskmelon)
Lineage: Eukaryota; Viridiplantae; Streptophyta; Magnoliopsida; Cucurbitales; Cucurbitaceae
Exons: 3
Coding region: 217-510 (97 amino acids)
Source: RefSeq, a predicted model, not a curated record